Molecule: messenger RNA, 1209 nt
Organism: Malus domestica (apple)
Lineage: Eukaryota; Viridiplantae; Streptophyta; Magnoliopsida; Rosales; Rosaceae
Source: RefSeq, a predicted model, not a curated record
CCUCUCAUCUGCACCUUCUCUCUCUCUCUCUCUCUCUCUCUCUCUCUGAGGUAAUUUCUCGCUUUCUUUUGAAGCUUUGAUUUUAGUGCUAAAAUGGAAUUCCAAAACCAGUUUCAGGAGGCGGACCAGAUGCCAAAAUAUGAGUGCCUUCUCUUUGCCAAGUUGAUUAGCAGUGUGGUGUCCCCCUGUGCACUCGUGUUUGAAUUCCCCUCGUAGUAUAAAUUAGAUUGUAAUAUGGCUCGAACAGGAAAAAAAAACAACAACAAAAAAUCUGUUUUGUCGCAGACCUUGAUGAUACCCUUUAUCCCUUGAGUUCUGGAUUGUCUGAUCAAUGCACCAAGAAUAUUGAAGAAUUCAUGGUUCAAAAAUUAGGCAUCGAGGAAAAAAGAGUCACUGAGGUGAAUCAAGUAUUGUACAAGAAUUAUGGAACAUCAAUAGCUGGUCUCAAGGCCAUUGGUUAUAAUUUUGACAACGAGGACUAUCAUAGUUUUGUUCAUGGAAGAUUGCCCUAUGAGAAUCUAAGACCUGACCCUGUCCUAAGGACUCUAUUGCUGAGCCUGCCAUACAGGAAACUUAUUUUCUCAAAUGGAAAUAACGUCCACGUGGCAAAAACCCUAAGCAAGCUUGGAUUGGAUGACUGCUUUGAAGGAGUUAUUAGCUUUGAGACUCUGAAUCCCACUAAAGAUGAUGAAGGAUGCAGCACAAGUGUUUUUGAUCGUUCUUGUUUAUUUGAUGCUGGAAUAUCAGAGCUUCCAGCGACUCCUAUUGUUUGCAAACCAUUUGCAAAUGCAUAUGAACAAGCCUUUAAAAAAGCCAACAUUAACCCUCAAAGAACUAUAUUCUUUGAUGAUAGCCUGAGGAACAUACAAACUGGAAAGAACAUGGGUCUCCAUACUGUAUUGGUGGGCAGCUCCAACAGAACAAAGGGUGUGGAUUAUGCAAUAGAGAGCAUCCACAAUAUCAGAGAAGCACUUCCAGAACUUUGGGAAAUCGACAAUAAAAAUACAGACACGGCUAGAACUUUGUCAGGGAAGCUGGCAAUGGAGAAAUCAGUGACUGCCGAGGCUUAGCUUUUUACCUUCAAUUUCAAAGCUCCUUUGAGCAAAUGUAAAAGCAUGGAGGCUAGCACUUGGCUGUAUACUAUUAUGUUUAUCCUAAUAAUUGUAUGAUCAAAUUAUCAAUGAUAAAAAGCAAGCUUCUUUCUGUAAA